AUGGCGCCAAAGAUCGACCUGGCAGAGUAUUUAUGGCGGCGACUUGCCGAAAUUGGGCUGCGUUCCCUUCAUGGCGUUCCUGGAGACUACAACUUGACUAUGCUGGACUACCUGGAGUCCACUGGCAUUCAUUGGGUCGGUAAUGCCAAUGAACUUAACUCUGGCUACGCCGCAGAUGCAUAUGCGAGAAUCAAAGGCAUCGGAGCUCUUGUGACAUCCUUCGGUGUUGGGGAGCUUUCUGCCAUCAACGCCAUUGGGGGCGCCUAUGCUGAGAGAUCCCCGGUUGUACACGUUGUCGGAACGCCUCCGGUCGCCGCUCAGCGCGCCGGCGCCUGUCUGCACCACUCACUGGGGGACGGCAACUUCAGAGUUUUUGCGGAUAUGUACAAAUCUGUCACAGUUGCCCAGGCGAAUCUGGUAGAUGCGGAAUCGGCUCCCCGGAUGAUUGACACAACUCUGGCGGAAUGUCUCCGACAGAGUCGGCCGGUGUAUAUCGAGCUGCCGACCGACAUGGUUAGGCUUCAGGUUCCUGCACCCGAAUCUGCAAUAAACCUUUCGAUCCCCAGCUGCCAGGGAAUGGAUGAGGACCGAAGCAUCGACGAAGUUGUGGCUCGCAUUCAAACCUGCAAGCGACCUAUGAUCUUGGUCGACGGUCCAAGUGCCAGGUUCGGGAUCACACAAGACCUCAACGCCCUCGUUGAGGUAACAGGAUUUCCUACACUUACCACGCCAUGCGGAAAGGGCAUCAUCAACGAAACCCUUCCUAACUUUCAUGGUGUUCAUCUCGGGUCUGCAGCAGAGGCUGCACAUCAAACUUGGGUAAAUGAGCGAGACCUAGUUCUUCACUUUUGUCCACUCUACUCGGAUACGAAUACUUUCGGCUUCACUGCGAUCCCGGACCCCAUUGUUGCAGUGACUUUCGAGCCUGAGUUCAUUUGCAUGGGCAGUUUGGGGAAUCAUACUGCUGAUGGUUGUCCGAUUCCUAUCAAGUCUGCUAUCUCCAAGCUGUUGGGAAGGUUGCAAACCCUGGAGAUGCCGACCCCUGAUGGGUAUCCGGAUGAAUGUCCUUCACCCAAGGUCAUGCUUCAAAGUCUCCCUCGUCCAGAUGACAGCUCCAUCGUGGAUCAGUCCUCAUUCUGGUUGCUCAUGUCGAAUUUCCUGAAGCAAGGGGAUAUCGUCUUGACGGAAACUGGUACGGCUUCUUAUGGCGGUCAUAGUCUCGCUCUUCCAAAAGAUACCGUCGUCAUCAACUCAACCAUCUGGCUCUCAAUUGGAUUCAUGCUUGCCGCUUGUCAAGGAGCCGCCCUAGCUCAGAGGGAUAUGAGUACGGAAGGUGUUCGGAGAUCUGGACGGACUAUCUUGUUUGAGGGCGAGGGCAGCCUCCAGAUGACUGCGCAAUCGAUCAGCGACAUGAUUCGGAACAGGCUCGACGUCAUCAUUUUUGUCCUCAACAACAACGGAUACACAAUCGAGCGCCUCAUACAUGGAUUCGCGGCCGACUACAACGAUGUGCAGGCGUGGAGAAACCUGGAAGCGCCCAGCUACUUCGGAGCACCAACCGCUGAUGCUACCUAUCCCGUACGCACAUUCGCGGCUGACAACUGGGGCCAACUUCGUGGGGUGCUUGAGCGUCCCGACCUUAAAGACGGCAAGGGGUUUAACAUGGUCGAGGUCAAGAUGGACAUGGCUGAUGCUCCACGAUCACUAAAGCUGUUCGCCGAGUACUUGGUGAAGAGAAACGGUGGCGGGGCAUAA
This is a messenger RNA of Diaporthe amygdali, 1755 nucleotides long. Its product is annotated as TPP-dependent 2-oxoacid decarboxylase domain-containing protein. NCBI's taxonomy places the organism in Eukaryota, Fungi, Ascomycota, Sordariomycetes, Diaporthales, Diaporthaceae. The transcript has a single exon. The record is from RefSeq and is a predicted model, not a curated record. Bases 1 to 1755 code for a protein of 584 amino acids. Gene Ontology annotation, molecular function: thiamine pyrophosphate binding; carboxy-lyase activity; magnesium ion binding.